Molecule: messenger RNA, 698 nt
Organism: Coniophora puteana RWD-64-598 SS2
Lineage: Eukaryota; Fungi; Basidiomycota; Agaricomycetes; Boletales; Coniophoraceae
Exons: 3
Coding region: 65-544 (159 amino acids)
Source: RefSeq, a predicted model, not a curated record
CGUCUUCGUCUCUUCUACAAACGCUUCCUUCUCCUCGGAACAUCCUCCCGUGAUCCUCUCAAGUAUGCAAUUCACCGUUGGUGCCCUCUUCACCCUUGCUGUUGCCGGCGCUGCCCUUGCUGCCCCCGCUGAGCACGUGGACGCGAAGCGUCAAUCUGGCUUCUGCCCCGAAGCCUCGCGCUUCGGCAACUUCAACCUUACCCCUACCCAGGUCAAGUCUGGCGAUACCAUCACCGGCACCCUCAACCUGACCUGCGCCCAGCAGUACAACAUCGUGCCCAAGUACAUCGACUACUACAUCGAAGUCCCCCAGAACAACAACGGCUACGAGCCGAACAUCCUCCUGGCUCACCACGAGCCCGCUGCCGGUGCCAUCAUCGACUCGUUCACCACUCAGGUCCCCUAUGCCGGGUACUUCAACGCGAGCUAUGAUGUUGCGGUCCAGCUGACGUACGCUGUCGACGGCUCGCAGGAGGGCACGUCGUACUACGUGACUGGCGGUGUCUACGCCCCUAUCAGCAUUACUCCCACCGUUACAAACUAAUGCUCGAGAGUUACGGAGGCUUGAUGAUGGUGAUUGCAUAUCACACUACCUUUUACUUUUUUCCGCGGACUCUGGGACUUUGAUGGACUCGUAUACAUACAUACUGCACUUUCUACCUCAGUAUCGACUAAUGAUAAGAGAUAUUCUGGUUUGA